UGCUGGAAAGGGCAGGCUUUCAUUCAGCAGAGAAACAUGUGCACUUCUCCCCAUAUUCAGUUUCUGUAAACCUGGGGCUGUGAACAGUAUUGAUCACUGGCUCUCAAUGAGAGGAUUAACAGGAAUUCACACAAGGGCUUGGACGCUUACCGGUGCACAAUUGGAACUUGGUACUGCUGCAUAAUGGGUUACAAAGCGACAUCCAUGCAUUGUGUCUUAAGAUGCCUGUGCUUCAUGCUUCUCCAUUUGUUUAGUGCAGCUCAAGAUGAAGACAUAAGAAGUUGUAGGACCGCACCUUGUGAUUUGGUCUUUAUUCUAGAUGGCUCAUGGAGUGUUGAAGACGUCAAUUUUGAAUUAGUGAAGCGAUGGCUUGUCAAUAUAACGACAAGCUUCAACAUCGGACAGAAGUUUACCCAGGUUGGAGUCGUCCAGUACAGCGAUGACCCUGUUUUAGAAAUACCUCUGGGGAAGUACUCCUCUAACAAAGACCUCAUCAAAGCGAUGGAGUCCAUUGAGUACAUGGGGGGAAACACAAGGACAGGCACAGCCAUUAAGUUUGCUACAGAAAAACUGUUUGGCCUCUCUGAGCGUGGCCCACAAGGCAUUUCCAGAAUUGCUGUUGUCCUCACAGAUGGGAAGUCUCAAGAUGAGGUUUUGAAAGCAGCAGAGGCAGCAAGGAAAAAAGGAGUAAUUCUGUUUGCAAUUGGUGUUGGGUCAGAGACAGAAGAGGCCGAGUUGAGGGACAUUGCGAACAGGCCAUUUUCAACUUACGUCUUCUCUGUCGAGGACUACAAAGCUAUUUCCAAGAUCAUACAGGUCAUACGACAGAAACUGUGCGAAGAGACUGUUUGCCCGGCAAGAAUUUCUGUCGAUUCCCGUGAUGAGAAGGGUUUUGAUAUUCUGUUACAUUUAAACUUGGCCAAAAAAGCAAGGAAGACACAAGGGGCGUAUUACGGCUCGAGGGCCUACGAAGUGACGUCUCGUGAUGACUUGAGUGCAACUACACGCACUCUGUUCCCGGAUGGCCUGCCUCCAUCGUACGUUUUCGUGGCCACACUGAGGUAUAAAGGAUCUGUAGCGAUUGAAGAGUGGGACCUGUGGAGAGUACAGACGCGUGAUGGGAAACCGCAGAUGGCGGUGACUCUAAAUGGGAUGGACAACACCGUCAUGUUCACCACAACCAGUGAAGCGCCGAGUGGAACGCAAACGGUUACAUUCUCACAGCAGACAGCCAGGCUGUUUGACGAGAAAUGGCACCAGCUGCGGCUGCUGGUCACGGAGGAGGAUGUUACUCUUUAUGUCGAUGACCUGGAAAUAGAAACCCUAUCCUUGGACCCCCCUGUUGGCAUUUUCAUCAAUGGAAAAACCCAAAUUGGAAAAUAUGUGAAAAAGGAAACAACAGUGCCAUUUGAAAUUCAGAAACUCCGUAUCUACUGUGACCCCGAGCAGAAUAACCGAGAGACUGCAUGUGAAAUACCUGGAGUUUGCUCCAACAGUCCUGAUUACACUGAACCCACCCAAGAACCAUGUGUUUGUCCUCCCGGACCCCCUGGACUUCCAGGAAUGAAGGGAGAACAAGGAAACACGGGCAACCCCGGUCAGCCUGGACCUACUGGUGCUGAUGGUAAGCCUGGUAUCCCUGGCGUUAGAGGGAGUCCAGGGCUGCCGGGUCCACCAGGAGUAGAGGGGCUGCGAGGGCCAGACGGGUACAAAGGGGAGCAAGGGAGGCCCGGUGUUUCGGGGGAGAGGGGAAUGCCUGGAUUACCAGGACCGCAUGGACAACCAGGAGAGAAGGGCUCUACAGGAUCCCCAGGAACUACAGGGUUACCUGGGAAAACUGGCCAAGUGGGGGAAAAAGGAAGUUUAGGACCUCCUGGGCCUCCUGGUUAUCAAGGAAAAUCUGGCCCACCUGGCAGAGAUGGAAAGGAUGGAUUUCCGGGGGGACCUGGUCAAAAGGGAGAAGCAGGGGCCAGUGGCAUUCCUGGCACCGAUGGAAGGGAAGGCCAUCCUGGUUUACCUGGAUUACCGGGAACCACAGGCCUGGAUGGACAAAAGGGGGAAGUUGGUGCGCCUGGACCAAGGGGCUUCACAGGAUCGACUGGAUCGCCUGGUGAGAUGGGUUUACCUGGUGCACCUGGUUCAAAAGGACAAAUUGGACCCAAGGGGAAUAAGGGUGAAAGUGGAAGUCCAGGUACACGAGGAACACCAGGGCCUGCGGGGAGUGCAGGGGAACCAGGGAGCGCAGGUCAGCCGGGGCACCCAGGCAUACCAGGCAUGAAGGGCACCAAGGGACAAAGGGGAAAUCCAGGUGAAAGCGGAGAGAUGGGAUUGAGAGGAGAAAAAGGAGAGCCUGGUCGGCCAGGGAAUCAUGGUUCCACUGGUUCAACAGGACUAAAAGGAGAGAAAGGGACAGCAGGGGAUCUGGGGCAAAGAGGUCAAGAGGGUCAAGCGGGACGGCCUGGACAGCCUGGUCAGUCAGGCCCAACUGGCCCCCGAGGGCUGCAGGGGGACACUGGUCUACCUGGUCCACCUGGACCUGAAGGAAGAUCUGCAAGUGAAAUGUCAGACAAUCACAUUCGGCAAAUUUGCAGAGACAUUCUUCAGACUGAGCUGCCUUUAUUGUUGCUGAGCAACCAGCAGAGUAGCUGCACCAGGUGCCAAAGCCGGACUGGAUCUCCCGGCCUUCCGGGUCCAGCUGGGCCCCAGGGACUAAGGGGUCUUCCUGGACUUAGUGGCUCCAGGGGACAGCCAGGCCACCCUGGUCGACCAGGGCACCCUGGUGUGAACGGGCUCAAAGGAGAACCAGGUUUCCAGGGUGAGAAGGGGAGCCCUGGUCGAACCAUGAUUGGAGACCAAGGGCCACCUGGGCCUCCAGGUCCAAUGGGUCCCCAGGGGUACAGUAAACCAGGUCCUCCAGGUAAGCCUGGCCAGCCUGGUGUAAAUGGAGCAGAGGGUAAAAGUGGUAAUCCUGGCAUCCCUGGCCAGCCUGGGGUGUGUGAUCCAUCCAUGUGCUAUGGUAGCAUGAUGAGGAGGGAUUCUUACAGCAAAGGGCCAAACUAUUGAUGUAAUGCAGCGCCACUGCAGGCACCAGUCUAGAGCUGAUGUGGAACAAACAGCCAUUCUCAGGAAGAUCUCAUCUUUACAGUUGUCUCUGUCGUGGAAACAAAACGGACCUCUUCUAACACCUUGUAUGUGAUCUCAGACAGUCAACAGAACUAGAUCCUUUCACAUUUUCUCCAUUGGUAGUCUGUAUUAUUAUUCAGAUGUCUUUGAACAUGCUUUGAGGUUUUAAUGGCGUUAAGAGAAUUAGAAAUUGGCUCCGUUUAAUACCUCUAGUCUGAUCACCUUGAGCUCAUGUACUACAUCUAUGUCUGGGUCUCCCUCUGGACAGUACAGCUGGUACAUUUUCCCGUAUUGCCGUUUGGUGUUGCUUUGUUGCAUGUUGCUGUCUAAAUCUUCACAGCACAUUGAGUGGGUGCUAAAUCUAAACUUUAAAAAAAAAAAAAAACACAACUUCUAUAAUCUAUACAUUCCAUCUUCAGUGAUUUCACCAUAAAUUAUGUCAGGAAUUGGCAUGUUUCAGCACAAAACUGUGAGUUUGAUUUCCUGUAGCUGAUUAUGAGCUGCUGUAAGCCUGUGUUCCUAAAACAUCCAGUUUGACUGUUAAGCACUUAACUCUUUAUGAAAACCUUUUACAACAGUGUAUCAUCCAAGAUAAAUGAAUACCCCCCACUCCCCAUUACAUACAAUACCAGUUCAUUCACGUGUCAUUUUAUUCCAAUUUAGAAGAAAAAUGUUUAAAGUUUCGCCAUCUAAGAACAUGCUGACAUUUUAGUUUGAAAUUUUGUCAUCUAUGUUCCAGACGCUUACCUUUCAUUACUGUAGCAGGUAUUUUAUUGUUAUUUAUGAAAGAGUCAUAGCUGUGUAUUUCAGCAGUGACAUGUCUUAAGCAUCAUUGUAAUUUUAUUUUGUGUUUAGGUGACUUUUGUAUGAAACUUUCAAUCUUUUUUUCUUUCUUUUUUGUUUUUUUUUUUUUUUUUUACUAGAAUUAAAACAUCUUAAUGAUUUGUGAACUCAGUUUGUCCUCUGCUUUGGGUUUUAAGUUUCAAGUUUAUUUCAGGACAUCAUCACAUCAUCAAUAUCAUCUCUCUCUCUCUCUCUCUCUCCUGGAAAUUUUGGGGUGUGGUGUGUGCUGUGAGAUGUUUUCCAUUUUGACUGCAGCAUCAAAAAAGGAUGAAGUGUGAUGGCUGUGGAACAAAAAGAAAGAGAGAGAGGGAGAGAGAUCAUCACCUGGGUCUUCAACUAAGGACACCGCAUUAGGAAACUUGGAUACAAGUGCAGAAAGUUUGUGUGGGCGGUGUGUGUGUGUGUGUGUGUGUGUGUGUGUGUGUGUGUGUGUGUGUGUGAGAGAGAGAGAGAGAGAGAGAGAGAGAGAGAGACUUAGGUAGUGGGUUUGUACACUAGAUGGCGCCAUGUGGUAAUACUCAGGAUGUCUAGGAGUUACUUUACCUAAGUAGGAGCUUCAUUUUUUUUUUUCACUUUGGACAGCAGCCACCCAUCACAUGGAAACCUCUGAUUAUUUAUGUUUUUAAUUAUCCCAGUACACUUCAACACACUGUUUACUUCAUGCUCCUCUGUCAAUGGAGCUUUCUGCAUAAAGGCUAUUUGCCUUGAAUGAACUUUUAUAUACUCAAAGUAAGUUUUUGCUCUGUGGGGAGUUUAUGUAGCCUAAUUAUAAAGAUGGAAAUCAUGGGAGGAUGUAGAGACAUGCAACGGGAAUGUGGUUCCUCAUACUGAUUUUACAUUAUCCUUAUCAAUCUUUGUGGUGUUUUUAUCUCCACCCUUCUCCGUUGGGAUUGUACUGUACAGCACAUUGCAAGCAGGCCCACAUGUUUGUUAUUGUAUUUAAUAAACUAUAUUUUACAGCA
This is a messenger RNA of Seriola aureovittata, 4928 nucleotides long. It is a transcript of the gene col21a1, whose product is annotated as collagen, type XXI, alpha 1. Bases 184 to 3063 code for a protein of 959 amino acids. The transcript has 29 exons. The record is from RefSeq and is a predicted model, not a curated record. Lineage: Eukaryota; Metazoa; Chordata; Actinopteri; Carangiformes; Carangidae.